AUGAUAAGACGAGGAACACCCCCCCCACCAUCACCGCCCGAAACACUACGAGUUGUUCCUCCGCCUCUCCCUUCCUACGGCACUCCCUCGUCCCCCUCCCUGCCCUCCUGGCCUCUGUCCGGCGGCCCUCUGCGGCUGGGUUUUAAUCUCCCAGCACCAUCACUCAGGACAGACUCCAGACCCACCAACCUGAUGCUGCUGCUGCUUCUCACCUGCCUCCUGCACUCCUGGCAGUGUGCCAGAGGACAGUCGUCAUACACUAUAGACACCGUCAGCCUUAAAAUCCUACCCAGCAGCACCGUUCAGAGCGGGACACCGGUGACCCUGCGCUGCCAGGUCAGAGUCAGCCAUGACAACAUCCCUCACCUGACACACACUUUCCAGCUCAGACGAGACGACGUCCCCAUCCACUCCUCCACCACCACAGAGGACUCACUCGUGUAUGAGCUGAACCCGGCCCGGGCAGCUGACUCUGGGAGUUAUGAGUGUCGCGUCAAAGUGAAGGACAAGAGCAGAAACAGCGAUAGCCAAAAGCUCAACGUCACAG
Molecule: messenger RNA, 547 nt
Organism: Notothenia coriiceps (black rockcod)
Lineage: Eukaryota; Metazoa; Chordata; Actinopteri; Perciformes; Nototheniidae
Product: platelet endothelial cell adhesion molecule-like
Exons: 3
Source: RefSeq, a predicted model, not a curated record